Pipistrellus kuhlii (Kuhl's pipistrelle) is the source of this 2839-nucleotide messenger RNA. RefSeq names its product zinc finger protein 551-like. Gene Ontology annotation, biological process: negative regulation of transcription by RNA polymerase II. The transcript is spliced from 3 exons. Bases 399 to 2162 code for a protein of 587 amino acids. The record is from RefSeq and is a predicted model, not a curated record. Gene Ontology annotation, molecular function: RNA polymerase II cis-regulatory region sequence-specific DNA binding; DNA-binding transcription repressor activity, RNA polymerase II-specific. NCBI's taxonomy places the organism in Eukaryota, Metazoa, Chordata, Mammalia, Chiroptera, Vespertilionidae.
GGAUGCAAAUUCUCCCCUGGACGGUGGAGAAAACUACAUUACCCAGAAAGCAUUGCGCUCGCGUAGGCGGAGGUAAAGGGAAUCAUGGCGCCUUCGCAUCCGGUUAGGGCGGGACUUCCGGCAUCCUCCUCGCGGCGGACAUUUUGAAUCCUUCUGUUCCCUGGACUCACGCGCUUCAGCGCAUCGUUCGGGAGUAGGUUCCACGUCGAAGACGCGUGGGAGGCGGCGUCCUCUCUGCGCUGGGGUGUCUCUGAGGCGGGGGGACCCCACCCGGCGGGACUGGGUCCCCGGGCCCCCGCCUCCUCCCGCGGACACAGCGCCCUCAGCGGCCCCGGCGGCCCUCCCGCCUCGGGGCGGCGCCGCUCAGGCCGCAGCCCAGGCCGCCGCCCGGAGCAGAGAUGAACUUUGAGGACGUGGUCAUCACCUUCUCUGAGGAGGAGUGGGGGAUCCUUGAUGAGGUACAGAGACGUCUGUACUGCAAGAUGAUGGUAGAAGCUUUUGCACUGGUCUCAUCUGUAGGUUGUGGGCAUCAAAUGGAUGAUGCAGAGGUGUGUUCUGAGCAGCAUGUAUCUGUAAAAGGGGAGUUGCAGGUUAGUGCUCCUAAUUCAGCUCUAGCAACAAAGAGGAUGCAUCUCUGUGGGAGGUGUUUCUCUGUGUUAAAAGAUAGUCUGCACCUGACUGAGUCACAAGCAGCAGAUUUGGAACAGAAAGCAUUUUUCAGUGAUGCAUGUGUGAGAGACUUCUGUUUCAGUGCAAACCCUCCCCAUCAACUGAAGGAAUCCAGUGGAGAGAAGCCCUGGAAAACAGCUGUGGACGGGGCCUCAUUUGUGACCAAGUGCAGCUUUUAUUUACCAGCGCUGUCUUUAAACAAUAGGGAAGUUGGGGAAGACUUCCCAGCCAUCUCAGAGCUUGUCCAGUACCAGGCACUUCUCGAUACUGAGGAACCCCAGAGUCGUAUUGAGAGUUCACAGGAAUUUCUCAUAAGAAAAAGGCAGCACCAAUGGGAUGAAUGUGAAAAAGCUGCCAGCCAAAACCAGAACCAGGGCAUCAGUGCCAGGGAAGUGAAAUAUGAGUAUAAUACAUGUGAGAAAGUUUUCAGCUGUACCUUUAACCACAAUAAACAUAGUAGAGAUCACACUGGAGAAAAGUCCUAUCGGUGUACUGACUGUGGGAAGCUGUUCAAUCUAAAGGCUUCCCUCACUAAACACCGCAGAAUUCACACUGGAGAAAAACCAUUCGAGUGUAGUGAUUGUGGGAUGUCCUUCAGCACUAUCUCUAAUCGCCUUAGGCACCACAGAGUUCAUACUGGAGAAAAACCUUAUAAAUGUAGUGAAUGUGGGAAAUCGUUCAGGAGCAAUUAUGACGUCUUGACCCAUAAGAGAGUUCACAAUGGAGAAAAACCAUAUGAUUGUAGUGAUUGCGGGAAGUCCUUCAGUAGGAGUUGUGCCCUCACUCUACACCGGAGAGUUCACACUGGAGAAAAACCUUAUAAAUGUAAUGAUUGUGAGAAGUCCUUUAGUAAUAGUCAUGCCUUAAAUGUACACCAGAGAGUUCACACUGGAGAUAAACCUUAUAAGUGUAGUGAUUGUGAGAAGUUCUUCAGUAAUAGUUAUGCCCUCACUGUACACCAGAGAGGUCACACUGGUGAAAAACCUUAUCAGUGUAGUGAUUGUGAGAAGUCCUUCAGUAAUCGUUCUGCCCUCAUUGUACACCAGAGAGGUCACACUGGAGAAAAACCUUAUAAGUGUAGUGAUUGUGAGAAGUCCUUUAGUAACAGUCAUUCCUUCAUUGUACACAAGAGAGUUCACACUGGAGAAAAACCUUUUAAGUGUAGUGAUUGUGAGAAGUCCUUCAGUAGAAGUUCUGUCCUCAUGCUACACCAGAGGGUUCACACUGGAGAAAAGCCUUAUCGGUGUAAUGAUUGUGAAAAGUCCUUCAGUAGCAGGUCUACCCUCACUCUACACCAGAGAGUUCACACUGGAGAAAAACCUUAUAAGUGUGGUUAUUGUGAGAAGACUUUCAGUUACAGGUCUUCCUUCGCUGUACACAGGAGAGUUCACACUGGAGAAAAACCUUAUAAAUGUAGUGAAUGUGGGAAAUCAUUCAGUCAAAGUUCCAAUCUCAUGGAACACCAGAAAAUGCACACGAGAAAAGCUGUAUGAGUGUAGUGACUGUGGUAUGUCUUUCAGGAAAAAAUGUACUCUCAUUCAACACCACAGAGUUCACACUGGAAAAGGGCCUCAUGAGUGUAUGGAGUGUGGGAAAUCUUUUCACUACAAAUCUUUCCUCAUGCAACACUUGAGAGUCCACACUGGAGAAAAGCUUUAAAUGUCCAGGGAAUAUUUUACUUUCUCACUCAGAAGAACACAACCAGAGGAGAAGCUUUUACCCGCAUUUACCUGAAUGGAAACCCCUCUAUCAGAACAUGCACUCUGCUAGAUGCCUGCUAAGUUUCAGGUAUAAGUGACACUUCCAGAAGCCGGAUUUAUGUCAUUGAAAGGAUUUGUGUGGAAGCUCUUUCACUCCUACCGCCUGCUUCACCCGAAGAGUGUGCAUCAGUCACAACCCCUGCAUGCUCUGGGAUUGUACUUGAGAAAAUUACGAAUAUUCUGAGCUCCUGGAUGAAUUGUCAUUCCUUUAUUUCUGACCAGAGAAUUGACCUGAUCCAGGUUUUUUCCAGAGUCCACUUCCUCCACCUAGAAAUGAUAACUCUUUCAGGGACAUUGUGGGUCUCACAGUAUGCUGUGAUGAAGUGUUUUAGGUUCAGUUCAUCCACAUACAAACCUCUUGCUGUCCUCUGCUCUGGUUUAUGAUCUUUAUGUAAAGGUGUUUUUAGUUU